Sardina pilchardus (European sardine) is the source of this 2036-nucleotide messenger RNA. It is a transcript of the gene poldip2, whose product is annotated as polymerase (DNA-directed), delta interacting protein 2. Gene Ontology annotation, molecular function: DNA binding. The record is from RefSeq and is a predicted model, not a curated record. Gene Ontology annotation, biological process: error-free translesion synthesis. The coding region runs from base 134 to 1264 and encodes 376 amino acids. NCBI's taxonomy places the organism in Eukaryota, Metazoa, Chordata, Actinopteri, Clupeiformes, Clupeidae. Gene Ontology annotation, cellular component: nucleus; mitochondrial nucleoid. The transcript is spliced from 11 exons.
UCGUGGACUAACUAGCAUGGUCAUUUCUAUAACAUCCUAACUGAUGCACGGCAGAGUUUUAUACAAAAGUUAAUUUUCCUCGCACUUAAAUGACGUUCAUGUGAGUCUGCGUGUACAACUAUCCUGAGGAAAGAUGGCUGCGUGUGCCAUUCGCCGCGGUUUGUUGUCAACUGUUAGUAAAUGUAAUAGGAAACGUGCGCUCAGAAUACUUAGUGUGAUUGAAUAUAACACUGGACUUGAACUAAAUAGACUCCGCUUGCAAUGUUCGUCCUGUGGCUUGUUCAACUUCCAGCAGACGAGGUUCAUGUCGUCACGAAACAGGCCUGAAGGAAAAGUUCUGGAAGCUGUGGGAGUGUUUGAGGCCCCGAAACAUCAUGGCAAAUAUGAGACCGGCCAGCUUUUCCUCCACAGUGUGUUUGGCUACAGAGGGAUAGUUUUAUUUCCCUGGCAUGCACGUCUUUAUGACCGUGAUGUCACCCCUCCCACUUCUGAAAGCAAGCAAGACCCCCCUGGAUCACACGGGUCUAAAGAGGUGAAGGGCAAAACACACACAUACUACCAGGUCUUGAUCGAUACCCGGGACUGCCCUCACAUAUCUCAGCGGUCUCAGACGGAAGCAGUGACGUUCCUGGCCAAUCACGACGACAGCAGGGCCCUCUAUGCCAUUCCAGGUCUGGACUACGUUAGUCAUGAAGACAUCCUACCCUACAACUCCACAGAACAGAUCCCCAUUCAGCAUGAGCUAUUUGAGCGUUUUCUCAUGUACAACCCAGCCAAAAAUCCCCCGUUCAGUGCGAGAGACACCCUGCAGGCGUGGCAAGAGAAGAACCAUCCCUGGCUGGAGCUGUCAGACGUCCACCGGGAAACCACGGAGAAUAUCCGCGUCACUGUCAUUCCUUUCUACAUGGGCAUGAGGGAAGCUCAAAAUUCACAUGUCUAUUGGUGGAGAUACUGUAUCCGUCUGGAGAACAUGGGCGAUGAAGUGGUCCAGCUGAGAGAGAGACACUGGAGGAUUUUCAGUCUCUCAGGAACCUUGGAAACAGUCAGGGGACGAGGAGUCGUUGGCAGGGAGCCCGUGCUGUCAAAAGAGCAGCCAGCCUUUCAGUAUAGCAGUCACGUUUCUCUGCAAGCACCAAGCGGUCACAUGUGGGGGACAUUCCGCAUCGAGAGGACAGAUGGCUCCCACUUUGACGUGCGCAUUCCACCCUUCUCCCUGGAGAGCAACAAGGACGACAAGGCGCCCCCUGCUGGUUACUCUUUCUGACCCAGCCCCUGCACACACAGCACCACACCUGCAGCCAACAGUAGUCCUGCAAGCAUCUCUCCUUUAUCUGUUGCUCCAGUGGGGAUUCAGUGUUAUCAGAUGUCGCAGCGCUUGCCCUUGAUCUUUAAGUAAUCUGAUUUGUUUCAAGAUUUUCAACGGUGACAUAACUCUUAGCCAGCACUGUUAGCCAUGGCUUAUCGCACAUUGACGCUUUUAAAAAGAACAAAGUGGGGAAGUUUGUGCAGUCGCUGAGGUUCCAGCUUACGUGACAUUUAGCUGAAGUCCUGAUGGUCAGGAUGAGCUUGAAGAGGUUUGGAAGAUGAAGCACACUGGUCAGAUCUGGGCCUUUGGGCAGCCAUAGCAAUUUUGCGAAUGAAAAGCCAGAAUUCUUGGUGGUCCCUCAGUUUUUAUUUAUACCGGUCAGGAUAGCAGACUGAUCCCAGCUGAAGCUUUAUAAUAUAUAUUUUUUUGUGAAAUCCUGAUGUUCUGAGCGGUUAUGUUUUGGAGAUCCUUUACCCACAGAAUGUAGAAUGCAGAACCAACAGGUUGGUUUGGGUGUGAGUGACCGCUGCACAGUGAUGGGUGUGAGUUACCAUGUCCUCCAGUGUAGUUGUUUCUUGGGAGACUUUCUUGCCACUUUGCAAGGAAUCUUUUUUUUUUUUUUUUUAAUUGGAACUUAAUUUGAAUAAAUGAACACCUGAAUAUGUCCUCAAUGUACUGUAAAUAAUAAGGUUGUAAAGGCAAAAAAAUAAAACAUGCAUUUUGAAAAUAG